CUGCCUUCCUUUCCUUCACUGUUCUUCGCCGCCACCUUGCAGCUGUUGAGUGUUGUCCUUAGGCUGAGAUCCACUUCCCUUUCAAAGACUAUUCUUCAUUUCUGCUGCUGUCUAGCUGGGAGCUGUUCUAUUCCUUGCAUUAUUCUUGAGCCACCAGAUUUGGUGUUAUGCCACUUUUGACUUGACUGAAGAAAUCCCCUCAUGACCAUAUAUACCUUGUUAAACAAGACCCUUGAAUUGAAUUUUCUUGCUGGAUUGAAUGGAUUGGAGUGCAAGGAAAUCUAAUAGCUUAGGCUGUUCUGCAGGGUGUAUAUAUAUAUAAAGUGUAAUCAUCAUUUUCAAGAAUCCCAGAAUAGUAUGGAGCAAACAGUGGGAGGAGGAGAGGAAAAGACAGUAAUUUUGUAUGGAACAUGGACCAGCCCUUAUGCCAAGAGAGUUGAAUUGGGUCUCAGAAUCAAAGGCAUUCCUUUUGAGUAUGUGGAAGAAGAUUUGAGCAAUAAGAGCCCCUUUCUCCUUGACAACAAUCCUGUUUACAAGAAGGUUCCGGUGCUCGUGCAUAAUGGAAAGUGUCUAUCAGAGUCACUCAUCAUUCUUGAAUAUAUAGAUGAAGUGUGGAGCCAGGAGCCUCACUUUUUGCCAGCAGAUCCUUAUGAAAGAUCCAAAAUCAAGUUCUGGGCAGGUUACAUCCAGCAGGUUUAUGAAUCCGUAUUGAAGGUCCUGACAUCUGGAGCUCGGGAUCAAGAAAACGCCUGCCAAGAGCUUUAUGAUAAACUGAGAGUGCUGGAAGAUGGAAUCGGGGAAGUUUUGGCAGUGGGAAGGACUAAUCCCCAAUGCAGCAAUCUAGGAAUCCUCGAUAUUAUGAUCGUGCCAACACUUGGGGCAUACAAGGUACAAGAAGAAGUGUUUGGUGUGAAGAUUCUUGAUCCCGACAGAAAUCCCAUGAUACACUCAUGGGUGAACAGCCUGAUUGAGCUGCGUGUGAUCAAAGAGGCGGCUGCUCCUCGCAAAAAGGUGGUUCCUUUUCUUCAAGGAUUUAAGCAACGACUCGCUCUCAAACAGCCGAGCAAGAGGGAUGAAACAGAUCUCUAACCUUGGUAUAUCCUUUUCCUGCUACUGUCUUUCAAACAACUUGUUUUCUUAGUUCUGUGAGUUAAUUUCUGCUUGUAAUAAGGCUGAAUUGUCUGUAAUCUGGUCCUAUGUGAGGAAAAUAAUAAUGCUAAUGCCAAACAUUGAUUGUGGAAAAUAAUGUUUUUGGAGAUGCUGGAAUUAAGAUUCCUAUUGAUGGAAGACAGUAAAAGACAAAAAGUCUUGUAAUGUUUCAUGAAA
This is a messenger RNA of Ipomoea nil (Japanese morning glory), 1326 nucleotides long. RefSeq names its product glutathione S-transferase U9-like. The record is from RefSeq and is a predicted model, not a curated record. Lineage: Eukaryota; Viridiplantae; Streptophyta; Magnoliopsida; Solanales; Convolvulaceae. Gene Ontology annotation, biological process: glutathione metabolic process. The transcript is spliced from 3 exons. Gene Ontology annotation, cellular component: cytoplasm. The coding region runs from base 358 to 1089 and encodes 243 amino acids. Gene Ontology annotation, molecular function: glutathione transferase activity.